GAAUCAAGCCGCCGCGCCCCCGGGGAAGGGGGCCAGCCGCCGACUCCCGGCUCUUCCGCUCUCUCCUAACUUCGGGGUGGGGCAGCCCAGCCCAGCGGGGCCACCAGGUGCCUGGUGAGGUGGAAAGACAGUGUGUAACACCGACUUAAAGUGAGUCCCCGGGAGAAGAAUUUUGCGGGCUGCGUCCUUGUGUGAGUGCGGGGAGAGACCCAGGGCCUCACCAUGUCCGGGAAACGGAAGCGAGUGGUGUUGACGAUUAAAGAUAAGCUUGAUAUAAUAAAGAAACUUGAAGACGGAGGUUCUUCCAAGCAGCUGGCAGUGAUUUAUGGAAUUGGUGAGACAACGGUUAGGGAUAUAAGGAAAAACAAGGAGAAAAUUAUAACGUACGCGAGCAGUUCUGAUUCCACCAGCCUUCUGGCCAAAAGGAAGUCCAUGAAGCCAUCCAUGUAUGAGGAACUGGACCGAGCAAUGCUGGAGUGGUUCAACCAGCAGAGAGCCAAAGGGAAUCCUGUGUCUGGGCCCAUUUGUGCAAAAAGGGCCGAGUUCUUCUUCUAUGCUUUGGGAAUGGAUGGUGAUUUUAACCCCUCUGCCGGUUGGCUGACUCGUUUUAAGCAGCGGCACAGCAUUCGAGAAAUUAACAUUAGGAAUGAAAGACUGAACGGAGACGAGACCGCCGUGGAAGAUUUUUGUAACAACUUCCGAGACUUUAUUGAACGAGAGAAUCUGCAGCCUGAACAGAUCUACAAUGCGGAUGAAACUGGACUCUUUUGGAAAUGCCUGCCUUCCAGGACUUCAGUAAUCAAAGGUAAAUGCACUGUCUUUGGGCACAAGUCCAUUGAAGAAAGAGUCACCAUCAUGUGUUGUGCCAAUGCAACAGGUUUACACAAACUUAAACUUUGUGUUGUGGGGAAACCAAAGAAACCUUGCUCCUUCAAGUCAGCCGACACCUCAAACCUGCCAGUCUCUUACUUCAGCCAGAAAGGUGCGUGGAUGGACCUUUCCAUUUUCCGACAGUGGUUUGACAAGAUCUUUGUGCCACAAGUUCGAGAGCACUUACGCUCCCGAGGCCUACAGGAAAAGGCUGUGCUCUUGUUGAACAAUUCACCAACACAUCCAAAUGAAAAUGUCCUUAGGUCGGAUGAUGGCCAAAUAUUUGCUAAAUAUUUACCACCUAAUGUGGCUUCACUGAUUCAGCCCUCCGACCAGGGUGUCAUAGCAACAAUGAAGACAAACUAUCGUGCAGGUCUUCUCCAGAGCAACUUGGAAGAGGGUAAUGACCUGAAAUCAUUCUGGAAAAAGCUAACUCUCCUGGAUGCACUGUAUGAAGUAGCAAUGGCUUGGAAUUUAGUAAAGCCAGUUACCAUUAGCAGAGCAUGGAAGAAGAUCCUUCCUACCAUAGAGGAGAGAGAAGGCUUGGACUUUGAUGAAGAAGAUAUUUCGCUGGCUACCGUGGCCACCAUUUUACAACACACCAAAGGAUUGGAAAAUGUGACUACUGAAAACAUUGAAAAAUGGCUUGAAGUGGACAGUACUGAACCUGGUUAUGAAGUAUUAACUGACAGUGAAAUCAUCAGAAGAGCCCAAGGCCAGACAGAGGAAUCCAGUGAAAAUGAGGAGGAGGCAAUAGAACUAAUUCCAGAGAAACAUAUCAAUCAUGCAGCUGCUCUCCAAUGGACUGAAAGUUUAUUGGAUUAUCUAGAACAACAAGGUGAUAUAAUUCUGCCCGAUAAACUGGUGAUACGUAAACUUCGAGCCACCAUCAGAAAUAAACAGAAGAUGACCAACUCAAGCCAAUAAUGGCAUUUCAAUAUUACUGUUUGUAACUCUUAACCUCUCUACAAUGAUGGCUUUAUUUUGUGUGUGUGUUCUGAAUUGUCAGACACAGUCCUAUGAAAUAUGGAGACAAAAAUGUACCUGAAGUGGUUUGAGGAUUAUGUGUUUUGCAUCAUCUGUGUCUCUUGUCCCUUUACUUACGCAGAUAAUCUGAAGCCGGUUCUGUAUAAAUAUAUAUUACAUGUACACAUGUUUUCACUUUUGUAGAUCUAUAAUUAUCCCUUCCAUAACAGUGGCAUUCCCUACAUUUUCUAGCAAAUGUUACAGAUAAUAAUGAACAGAUAGAGCAUUUUCCUGAAUUUUUUGUUUAAUUUGUGAGCACUGCCACAGUAAUCUUUUCUUGUCUAACCCUCUUAAAUGGUUAUUUGCUUUGUGUAUCUGUAUGUGCUGAAAGAAUGAGGAAAUAUCUAUAUUGUUAUAUUGCAGGGUGAUCUAUAAUAACUCAAAAUGAAGUUCAAUAAUGAGGAGGAAACAGUAAUCUAUGAAUUAUAAAAAUGUCUUAGAAAUCAUAGUUCUGUUAUAUUAAUGUUAGGAUGGCAAUAGAUUUUUCUGAAAACUGAAUUAAAUACAAUAUAGGAAGUGAUUGCUAAAUUAAUGACAAAACUAUUGGAAAACAUAUAAAAGAUAUUCUAUUCAUUUGUAGAAAACUGGAAGUUGAAAAUUUGAGGAGCUUUAAGUUAUUUAUAUAAAGGGAAUAAAUAGGCUUCUUUUAAUUGGGUCUUUUUAUUAUGAAUUGAGUAACAGUAUAGGUUUAUUAUUUAUUCACCUAAUUAUAUUACAGGUUCUAUAAUGUUACAUGAGCUCCCAUCUUAUAUGUGGGUGACCAUCUUGGGAAUUUGAAAGUUUUGUUGUUUUUUACUGUGUACUUGAUAUUGUGAAUAAUUUGAAAAAAAUUUGUCAUACCGUCUCUUUAUUUCAUAUGAAAAGAAAAAAAAAGAAUAAAGUUUUUAUUUUUAAUAA
Eptesicus fuscus (big brown bat) is the source of this 2793-nucleotide messenger RNA. RefSeq names its product JRK like (gene JRKL). The transcript has 2 exons. Lineage: Eukaryota; Metazoa; Chordata; Mammalia; Chiroptera; Vespertilionidae. Gene Ontology annotation, molecular function: DNA binding. The coding region runs from base 223 to 1797 and encodes 524 amino acids. Gene Ontology annotation, cellular component: nucleus. The record is from RefSeq and is a predicted model, not a curated record.